GGUUGUAAAUGACAGACGGUCUUCUUCCACUUCAAAUAUUAACGAUAUUUUAAAACAUAGAGAUUCACUGUAUAUAUACAUUAUUUCUCCUGGUCCAAGUAGACUUAUAUUUCCCAAAGAAUUGCCUACCGAUAUUCCUGCAGGAAACCGUUUGGCUAAAAUAAAACCCGUUGACAACAGCAGUUGGAAGCUAGAGACGUGAAUCUCCUAGAGACGCGAAAAAAAUCGAACUCGAAGGUUUGUUGCGACAUCAAAUCUUCGGCGACGAUCAUAUUGACCGGUGUGAUAAUUAUUUAUUCACCGGUCAAUCUAAUACAAUUACGUUUCAGAGACGUGAAAAUUUAUAUUUCGUUUUCAACAGUCACGGUGUCGACGAAAAUAAUAGAUUCGCUGUUAAUGGUAAAGCGCGAUUGCUCCGGUGCAAUAAUUUAAAAUCAUUAGCGUUUGUUCUAUUCUCUGGGCGUAGAGGCGAUGGUUCCCAAUUUUCAAUUUAUAAAUUGCGCGAUUUACAAACGUUGCAGCCCACUCGCGUAAAUAUCCAGUCGACACUGGCGGAAGCGAUCGUAACAACCUAUAUUGGUGACCAAAAUUGGUAUUGCAAUCAAUAGUUAAAUUAGAAAGAUUAGAUAUCAAUAUUUCAAAUAAAUCGAGAAAAGUAGGUCGACCCAUGAAAAAAAGGGAGGAUAUCAAAGUCGCUGUAAAUAAUGAUAGUUUUUCGAAUGAUCGCAAACUCGGUAUGCUCCCUGUUGCCGUCAUUGAGAAAAAUUAAAUUUUAGAAGAUAGAAUGUGCCGUCUUGAAAAUAAAAUUUGAGUGUUUUUACUUAGGAAACAUAAUCCAGUGGUAAACCUCACGCGACGCUGUAAAAAAAUAUACUACCCGUAAUUCGAAUGUGCAUCGCACGAUAGUAAAGCAAUAUACCGAUCGAAAUCCAUCAAACUAUCGCGACGCGGUACAAAAAUAUGGUGAGGAAAAUCAUUCUGUGAAUAAAGAAGCGGUUAAACGUUAUAAUACCAGUAGUCGUAAUGUCGCACCCGCUUUUAGGAAUUCUUCUCAUUUAAUCGGGCAAAAAUGCAACGAAAAAUUAGAUGUAGUACUCAUUUAUUUAUUAAAAACGCGUUUUUUGUUCACGAACGAGUCUGCUCACUACCCCGCUCGUCUUUUCUUCGAAAAAAAGACGGGACUCAAAUAGUGUUGUGGUGCUGGCGCUUACAACGUUCAAAAUUUUUCACCUCUCGAUGAGGAUUUCUAUCAUCAUCCCGCGGUUUCACAAUCCUCCUACUGGUACUUGUUUCUCAAAAUCCAAGGUCGUGUCUAUCGCCGAUUUUCGAUCUCAGUUAUACUGACAAGACAAAUCCUCUCAAUUUGUAUAUUCAUGACAGCGGACGCGGAAGUUUUGCUGCUGGUCUUAAUUUAGAUUCUACCGUCAUCAGGUCUAUCAAACACUUUUUGCACGAUGUAAAUCCUUACAUCGAUUGUUUUAAACAACUGAGAAGGGAACCUUCGGACGAUUUGAUCUCAAUUUCGAACGCACAUCACGUUGCACUCACGGUAACAUUAUUAGAAGUUUUGCCGAUAGGGAACGAAGAAGCUGUUAUUUUAAGUACCGAAAGCGAAUGAUUUAUUGCGAAUUGUAUUGCAGUUUGGAAAGUAUGCAGGCGGAAACCUCUCAUAGUAACCCCGGAUAGUUUCCCAGUUAAUUAGAUAAUAAAAGUAAUAAAUUAACGCAAAAUUAACACGUUCAGUGUCUUUUACUUUCGGAACCUUGAUUUUCUGAAUUAGGCCGACAUUCUGAGGAGUGGAUAAUAGACAUGUUUAGUAGAAUAUCGGAGGAAAGGCUUGGGUAUAUCAGUAGGUUACAGAGUAGAUCGCCUAAUUCCGCUGUUAGGACUCCUCCAUUCCAGGAAAUUGAGGAUAAUGUUGUCUCGCGACAAAUCAACGAAGAUGUAACCAUAUUCGGGGAAAGUGGCGUUGUGCCUGGACGUGUUUACUUGCCGAACACGUUCACUGGAGGACCACGUUAUAUGAAGUACAAAUAUAUGGAUUCUGUCGCUUUAGUUAAUAGAUAAGGUCCCCCGUCAUAUUUUCUAACUAUCGUUCGUAAUCCCAAGUGGCCAGAAAUCCAACAGUCCACCCCUGUCGGCCAAAGACCUCAUCCUUUGCAUUGUGCUAGAGUUUUUAAGUUAAAGUUAUCUCAAUUGUUAAAAGAUUUCCGCUCUGGUAAAUGGUUCGGAAGGUGCAUGUAUAUUAUGCAUGUCACUGAAUUCCAAAAACGAGGACAAACUUAUGCCCACAAUUGCUUUAGAGAAGAAGGCGGUGAUCCCGUUCAAAACGUAGACAUAGAUCAGUUUGUUAGAGCAGACCUUCCUGCUUCCAUCGAAGCAGAGGGUAGAUUACGCAAAGCCGUACUGGAUCAUAUAAUCCAUGGUUCCUGUGGUCCUCCGUUUAGGACUGAUCUUCCUUAUUGGGAUCCGGAAAAAAAAGGUGUGUUAAGUUUUUCUAUCACCUAUUGCGAUGAUAGAGGGUUUGUCCACUUAAAACGUAGUUCUAAAAAUGAGGCCACAAUCAAAUAUCAGGGUAAGGAUGUCCCAAUUAAUGAUUUAUGGGUUGUUUCGUACAACACUGCAUUACUCCUCAAGUAUGACAAUCACAUUUAUUUAUGCGCUUAUUAAGCCCGAGCUGUCGUUAGGAAUUUAUUCAAAAUUUAUGACGAAAGGCCCACAUCAUUCCCGGGUUAUGAUUGUAUGCGAAGCCGUAGCGCUACCGUGAGUUGCUAUCGAAAAUUCUCAUUACGUUACCGCAGUCGAUAGCGAAUAAACGCACUUUGAAUAGUAUUCGAUAGAAGUUGUACCAUGAGUCACAUUUACAUUUACUAUACUCGCUAACGUUAAUUCGAACAUUCGAAUAGUUUUUGUUACGUGACCGUGUAUUGCGCCUAACUUCACUCCAAAUGAAACUGUCUCGUUCUAAUUAUGCUGAAUAGAGUGAGAAAGGAUGAUUUUGGGCAAAAAACUGGGUAUUUAGAUCUUCAAAUUUCAAAAGUAGAUAAAACCCUACUAAUUUUAAGCGUUAUUAAUCAGUCUCAUAACGCGAAGUGUAACUGAUUAUUGGAUUUAUUCGGUUAUUUCCUUGUUGUGACAGGUCAUUGAGUGUUCUGUUUCUUGACUGGCGUUGUUUUGAUAAAUUGUGCAUAAACUAGUGAUUCACAAAUACAGUUAUUGGUUGAGUAUAUGGAAAAAUAUGUACUUCAAUACAUUUAUAUUAUAUUAUUAAUACCUAGAAUAUAUUUUGUACAGUAAAAUGUAGUCCUCCAGAUUUUUUAGAUGAAAUAUUUGUUUAAGUGUUCAGAUAAAGUUAAGGAAUGCUGAGUGCUUUUUAUUUGGUUAAGGUUUAACUUUUAAAACAGACGCAGUUUAUGAAAUACAGUAAGAAUAUACAACCUAAUUCAAUGCUAUCCCUCUGUCCCCUCUCACCGCUUCCGAAGCCGCCGCCGCUGCCGCCGUUGAUGUCUCUUCCUCUUCUUUGCCCGCAACUGCUGCCAUUAUAGAGGGAAGAGUCCCGAUCGGUCGACUCGCCCAUCCCGCAGCCAGAAUAUCACCCGAUUUUAGAAUUAUACCCACUGAGACUAGAUUGCGGCAAAUAAUUCCUAACGACGCGCUCGUCUUUUACACGGACGGGAGCAAAACGCCCGUUCGCGAGGGAGACUGGCGUGGAGAGACAGGGGCAGCGAUCGUCAUCGAAGGAGGGAGCUUCGGACACGAAGUCGCCCCCCCUCCCUCGGCGCAUAAGCAACAACAACAACAACAACAACAGUCAUUACAUUCCACACCGCAGGCGGCGGCCCGACGCCCCGCCCACGAUUCGCUCUCGAACUUUUGCUGCACUCGGGAGUAUCGCUUGGGCCCGUUGUGUUCCAACUUUCAGGCCGAGGCGCUCGCCAUGGAGAAAGCUUGCGGCCUGGCCACGGAGGCGGUCAGACUGGGCCGCCCUGCGUGGAUUUGUUCCGACUCAUUGUCUACCCUGAUGGCCAUACAGGAUAGGAGCUCCACGCACCCUAUUAUUCAUAACAUCCAUCGCGGGCUGAUGCGCGCCCC
Diatraea saccharalis (sugarcane borer) is the source of this 4092-nucleotide messenger RNA. Lineage: Eukaryota; Metazoa; Arthropoda; Insecta; Lepidoptera; Crambidae. The record is from the annotation of a GenBank genome assembly.